Pseudonaja textilis is the source of this 5570-nucleotide messenger RNA. NCBI's taxonomy places the organism in Eukaryota, Metazoa, Chordata, Lepidosauria, Squamata, Elapidae. The record is from RefSeq and is a predicted model, not a curated record.
CCAGCUUCAACAAAGACAAUUGGUAUAACCUUCCGCUAAGGGAUUUUGCCUCUACGGCUCCAAGAGGUUGCAGGUCACAGAGGAACCCGUAGAAACAGGAAAUGGAGCUUCCUCAGUCUACUUUCAAAUACUCAAAAACCUGUUUCCUUUGUCUCCCGUAAACACAACCUCUCAAUCCAGCAAUCGGUUCAGAUCCAUGGUGAAAGCAACGGCACAAAGUGAAAGAGCUUAGACAGACUCUGUUGAGGACAAUAUGAAAGACAUACUGAGGUUCUUGCAAGCCAAGAGAAUGUGGGAGAUAUUUGCGAUAUUGCUUUUAUUAACCUUGGGACGAAGCGGCGCAGAAGUCAAUUCCACAGACCCAGCUUUGGUCACGACUUCGGAUUCUAGCACGGUGGAAGUCAAUCAUCCAGGCUUGACUGUCCCUGAAAUUCAUAGUCUUGGAGGUGUGGAGGCAACAUCCUCGAUACCAGAUUCUUCCAAGAAUAUCACUUCUGUGCUGGCUAUAAAACAGGAUGAACGGGAUACAAAACAUAGCAGUUUUACAACCCAGGAGGAUAUUCGAAGUUCCCCAACUCCAGUUACAACACAGCAAGGAGAAAAUAUCACCUUUAAAACUCCUAGCAGAGAAAAGGACAGGGAUGGUAGUGUCCUCACAAAUUCCAAGACAUCGAUCCUGCCUAAGGACGGAGGGAAUCCAGCACAGAUCCAACCCCGAAAGGGUCGUCUUGAAAAGGAAACACCGAAAAAACCAACUGUGAGCAGAACUUCCAGGCAACCGGGCUAUGGCAGCAACAGCCACCAGCAGGCUAAAGAUAACAGAAGCCCCAGCUUUGAAACUACCAGGGGAAAGAACUGGUGUGCCUAUGUUCACACAAGGCUCCAGCCCACUAUUGUGGUUGACAAUGUACAAAGCUACAGCUCUGGGAGAGCCAAGCAAUGCACUUGGAUUGCGGGAUCCUGUGGAACAAGUUCCCAGUCAAGGACCCACCAAGUUUACAGGAUGAAACAUAUCAUAGUUACCUCACUGGAGUGGAAGUGCUGCCCAGGAUACAGUGGAGGAACAUGCCAGCCAACAGCCCAACAGGAUCAAGUCCUCAUCCACAGCAACCAGGCAGAGAGCAAUACAGCUACUACUGGGCAAACUCUGGGAAACCAACAGCAGCAGCAGGAGCCAAAUGACCAAGCAGUUGCACAAAAAGUGAAUGAACAGAUUAGCAGCCAGGAGAUGAAACUGACUUUGCUACAGAAGAAGGUUGACAACAUUUCCCUCGUCCUGAGAGAUGUGAGCGGGACGCUUUCCUCUCUGGAAGGCAAAAUCAAUGAAGAUAAGAGCAAAGAUUUGGUGGCCUUUCUAAAAGGUUUCAAAUCCAAAGGUGUGACUGAACUUAUCAAAGAAAUCGUAAAAGAGCAGUUUAAAGCCUUCCAAAGUGACAUGCAAGAGACGGUGGCUCAGAUUUUCAAGAUCACAUCUGAUCUCUCUGAAGAUCUUGAGAAUACCAAGGGCUUGGUCAAAGGUUUGAAUAAAUCCUGCCAGAGAUUUGCCCUUGAUAUUGAAACUAGACCUACAAGAGCAGAAGUAAUAGACAUUCGAACCCAGAUCUUGCAUAUUGAAGAAGAUAUAAGUUUUACAUGUGAGAGGCCCAUAAAAGAACUGCAAGAAAAGCAGAGAUCUUUGGAAGCUGAUUUAGAACAUCAAAGCUCCAAGAGUGAGAUUUACUAUGGUUCUCUGAACAAAACUCUUACACAGAUGAAAGAAGCACAUGAACAACUAUUAUCAGUGGAACAAAGCUCAGUCCAGAAUCUACCCGUAGCUGCUGAAUCAGUGAAUGAUAACCUUACAAAUUUCGUGACAAAUUUACAGGAGAAAAUGAAAACCCAGAAUCUGAUGGUUUUGCAGCUGUACGAUGAUCUCAGAAUCCAAGAUAACAAGAUCAAUAAUCUUACCAUCUCAUUAGAAAUCCAGAGAGAUGACCUACAAGGUAGAUGUGACAAUGUAUUGUCCAAAUGCAGAAGUGACAUCCAAAUGCAAAUAAGCGUUGUGAAAGGAGACAUUCGUUCCUUAAAUAAAACUGUGGAGAGCCUUGUAUUUCCCUUGGAUGAUAAGAUGGAGAAAAUGAAUGAGCAGAUUAAUGACCUCUGCUAUGAUAUGGAGAUUCUCCAGCCCUUGAUUGAGCAAGGAGUUCCUUUCAGCCUUUCCUCAGAGGAUGAGUUGCGGCUCGAAACAGAUACUAUUAGCAGAAAACUGGAGAAUUUAACCAGCCUUGUGACAACGCUGAACUUCACCAUUGAGGAACUCCACAAAAAUCAGAAGGAACUUAAAAAUGAUGCUCAGGCUCAUGAUGAAAUUUCUAAGAGGCGUAUCGAUGAAUGCUUUGUUUUGAUGGAGGAUGGAUUAAACAAAACCAUGAUGGUCAUCAACAGUGCUGUUGAUUCCAUCCAAGAUAACUAUGUACUCAAAGAAACCCUGGAUACCUGGAAAAAUGAGACCGAAGCUUGCUGUGAUCGUGGGGAGAAGAUGGAAAAUGUGUUGACCUUAAUACCACAAUUUCAAAAGAUGAAUGAAUCCCUUCAGAUACUAGUCAACCAAAAUGAGAAACCAAAAAGAAUUUGGCCCCUUGUAGAAUCUUCAUUUGGUGAACAGAACAUCCAUCCCCUCAGCAGAGGUCACCCUAACCCAAACACCACAUUAUUAAAUGCUCAAAAGCACAGCAGAGACACUGGUCACUCGGAUGAGAAAAUAUGGCUCUCCAGCAAUGAAUACAAUGAUCAUGAAAUACGUCUGCAGGCCGUGGAGGGAAAAAUCAUCAAAUUCUUGGCAAACAAUUGUGUCUCCGUAAGAAACGUGAAAGCAGCUGCCACAGAAAAUGAGAAAACCAUCUCUGCCCAGCUUCAGACCUUCAAUUCCAGAAUCAGGGCUCUUGAAGCCAAAAGCAUCCGCUUAUCACUGAGCAUCCCUCUCAUAAACAAGACAGCCAAUGAAGCAAGGAACUUGUGUCAGGAUGUCUCUGGAACCGUUAGAAAAAUGAAUGCCAGCCUUCCCAAACCCUUUCACUCGGGUGGCAUAUUGUUUCAGAAGGGCUAUCAAGAGCUCACUGGUGCCAUGAUAGAGGCCAAAACAGAAGCACUUCUAGCCAACCUAACCUUGUAUGUAGACAAGUCCCUAGAAGGGGCAGUAGACACCAUAACCAAACGGUUAAAGGCAGCUGCUACUCUUCCAAAGAAGCCAUUGCCAGGGAAAAAGAUGCCCGCGAACACCAUUGCAAAUCAGCCUGGGAGAAGUCAGAGAAAUACUGAUUCUGCUUUAGAAACAGGGGAUUAUCUGAGCUGCAGUAGCUCCCCAUGUCAAAAUGGAGGGACCUGCGUCAACGAAAAGAGGGGCUUUGUCUGUGCUUGUCGCUAUCCUUUUGGAGGUGCCAACUGCAGUGCCAAGAUGACGGAGGAAAAUGCUGCAGCCAUAGAUUUCUCAAAGGGGUCUUACAGAUAUGCACCUAUGAUAGCCUUUUUUGCUUCGCACACCUAUGGGAUGAACACACCUGGUCCUAUUCGAUUUAACAAUCUGGAUGUCAACUAUGGGACUUCUUAUGUCCCUGCAAAUGGAAGGUUCCGUGUACCAUACUUGGGAGUAUAUGUCUUUGAGUAUAACAUUGAGUCAAGCAGCCCAUCCAUCUCUGGCUACCUUGUGGUUGAUGGAACAGACAAGCUAGCUUUCCGAUCUGAAAAUGGAAGUGGAGACAAAUACGUUACUAGAGUAGUUACUGGAGAUGCUAUAUUGGAACUGAACUAUGGACAAGAAGUCUGGCUCAGACUGGCAAAGGGAUCUAUCCCAGCAAAAUACCCACCCGUAACUACAUUUAGUGGCUACUUAUUGUACCGUACAUAAAAGCUGCCAUCCGGUAUUUCUUCCCGGUUACUUCUCACUUCUUUCUAUUCCAAUAAAGGAAAUCUCAUUGAGAGUUCCCAGCUCUUCUUUGGUAGAUGUCCUGUGCCUUUAAUUUUUGCACAACAGACAGAAAUUAGAUAGGAAAUACUUUCCCCAUGCUUGGAUUUCAGCACUGCCCAAAACAAACAAACAAACAAACAGACAAAGAAAUCAUAACUUGGCUAAUGACAAAAGGAUCCCACUCUGUAGAAAUUCUCUAUCUAUCUAUCUAUCUAUCUAUCUAUCUAUCUAUCUAUCUAUCUAUCUAUCUAUCUAUCUAUCAUCUAUCUAUCACACUUGUAGAUAUCAGCUCUCUGAAUUCUCAUCUAUGGCCAUGCUGGCUAUGGAAUUCUGAAAUUUGAAGUCCACAGAUAUGAAAUAUGAAAACGGCAGAAUUAGGGAAACAGUGUUGUGCAUGAUGUUAUGUUUAUUCUGACUGUGUAAAAGAAUUUUUGGAGAACACAUAAAGUUAAUUAUAUUUUGAUAACUCUUGAUAGUCACAUGAUAUCAGCUAAGGGCAAAUUGACUUCAGGCCUGCCCUAUCUACUUUUCUUUUUAUUAGGAAAACUAGGAAGUUUUAGGAAGUUAUUCAGCUAUAACAUGUUUUGCCUUCUGUUGAAUUAAACAUCAUAGCAUUUUUGGGAAAACUCUGAAUAUUGUACCUGAUGCUUUGCAGGAUUACUUGGGGUCCUAGUAAUGUGCUAAUAGAUUCCAUUCUGUCUUCUGAUCAUUUCUGAAUUCAUUGUUUUGAAUCUGAAUGGUUUUAUUUCCAUGUCAAUGGGGUGAAAAGAUUCAGGUGAUAUAUGCUCCCUUUAUAUUUAGGCCUUUUAUAUAUUCUCUCUGUGGCCAUAUUAAAUAGUACUAUGAAAAACUGAUGUUAGGACUAAGGUAGCAAAAAAUAUUUUACAGCCAAGAAUUCUGGGGUCUCUCUCUCUCUCUCUCUCUCUCUCUCUCUCUCUCUCUCUCUCUCUCUCUGUGUGUGUGUGUGUGUGUGUGUGUAUGUUUAAACUUAAUUUAUCUUGGCUUCAGAGAGAGCAGUAGUAAUAUAUUCAUAUCAUUGAAAGAAGCAGUUGCAGGAAAUGUGCCUUGCUUUUUCUAUAUUUUGGGGUCUAGGAAAGUUAAAAUAGCAAAAUAGACAUUAAGCGUAUAAAAGAUGCUCCCUUAUUUUUGAGAGCAUUUUUGUAGUUGGUGGAUUUUUGCCCUUAUUUUUGAAAUGGGGAACAUCAUGCUCUUGAAAAAAAACCAGUGAUUUAUUUCCACAUUAAUUGCCUGAUCUUGGGGAAUUUUAGAAGCUGCAGAAUGGGAAUGACAUUUUCCUACUCUUGAAUUAGGAGGAAGAUUCAAAGAGAUGAAAUGCAGUUAAUUUCAUUUGCCAAAUUCAGUAUGUGGUUGAAACUAUAUGCAGAAUUUUACUUUAUUCUUCAAGCAUAUAUAAUCCAGAAGCUUAAGUCUCAUAACAAAAAUAAAAUUUAAUAUUCUUAUUUACCCAUGCUACAUUUUGUAGUUAUACAAAAUGAAAGUAUUAUAUACUGUAAAAACUAUCAAUUUAAAUACUGAAUUUCCAAGAUGUGUAAUUGAUUUUUCUGUUCUUAAUAAAUUGUGUGUCAUGCAUGUAAGAGAUUAAUAAAUAAAUGGAAGCAUAGGUGAA